This is a messenger RNA of Priapulus caudatus, 5267 nucleotides long. Its product is annotated as protein FAM135A-like. The record is from RefSeq and is a predicted model, not a curated record. Lineage: Eukaryota; Metazoa; Priapulida; Priapulimorpha; Priapulimorphida; Priapulidae.
AUGCUCGUCAUGAAAGCAUUGAAGAUUAUAGUCUUUUUGUGUAAAAGUGAACUAAAUAAUGAAAAUAGGUACUACCAGGUGAGGGCAGCACUGAAGCACUCGGCGCGCAUCCCUGGGAAGGUAGAAGCCUCGCUGCUGCCUCUCGAAUCUGCGGCCGACGGUGAGCUGGUGGCGCCGGCGUACGUCGAGAAUGACGUCGUCAUCAGCAAGACGUUCCAGAUCCUCUACCGCAACGAGGAAGUCAGCGUCAACGAUGUCGCGCUGUUCCGCGUGCACCUGCUCGUCGACGCGACCCGGGUGGAGGAAUGGCUGGAUAGGGCAGACAUUCAGCUGGUACUGGAUCUGUGGUUCUCCGACCAAGAGUACUGCGCGGAGGACAACCUGUCGUCGCUGCAGCUGCAGAGCGUCAGCUCGCGCACGCUCAGGCUCAACUUCGUCACGCGCAAGGGCCUGCACCACCACGUGCCCGUGCUCUACGACUACUUCCACCUCGCCGUCAUCGCCGUCACCAUCCACGGCACGCUGCUCGCCGUUCAUGCCCCCUACAUACGGCAUUUCUGUAUUGAGGAGGAGCUGUUGGAGACGGCAGCGAGUGACAUCGCUCAGCUCUGCGCCGAGAACGUGUUGCUAUGGAGUCAGUUUAACGAGCUGCUGCCGCUCGACCCCUUCGUUACGGAGGCUCUCGCACGCGACCACCACGUACAACGCGUGAAGCGAUUCUGCGAAGGAUUUUUCUUCACGGAACACCACCGCCAGAUGGCGAUAGCGUGCUACGAUCCAAGCGUCGUCAAUCAUCCUGAGAUUGCGGCCACCGUGAGGAGCCACCAGUACUUUUCUCUGCUGCCGCCGCUGCCCGUGGAAUGCGUGGAGUUGGAUGGAGACGCACUCACGCUGCCUAUUGUUUUUGAAGAUCGCUAUCACGAACCCAAGUCGCACGCGCGCGCCACCAAGAGUCUCCACUGCGACACGUCUUCGUCGUCUUCCGACCUCAUCAUUACCAUCGAGGAGAUGCUCUCCUCCCCCAAGCGCCGCAAGCCUCCCGCCCCUCCUCCUCCCCCGCAGCCGUCGUGUCGCGCCUCCUCCCCGCCGUCGUUGUCCAAGCCCGAGUCGUGCGAGGACGGCCACAGCAGUGGCUCCUCUGGCGACCGCUCGGCGAAGAAGCGUCGCUCGCGCCUCGGCUCCAAGACGACGCAGUUCAUUCGGAACAUCAAGCCGGAGAACUUCCGCCGGCCGUCGUCGUACCCCUGCGCCGCCGACCGCGUCGUUCUGCUCGGCUACCGAAAGAUAGAGGGCGCCGGGGGCAGCGGCGGCGGUGCGGAUGUGUCCGUCGGGCGGGACGCGGUUGCCGCGGCGACCGACCUGCAGCGCUCGCUCAGCAGCCUCUCGCUGCCGUCGCUGUACGUUGGCGAGCUGAGUCAGAGUCCGAGCUCCGGAUCCCUGCCGGACCUCCUGGAUCGCGCGGGGCCCGCGCGGAAACCGCGGGGCGACGACGACGGGGGCGGCGCCCCGCAGCGGCCGGCGAGCGAGAAGCUUGCGCAAGGCCGCAUGCGGCGGAGCGACCGGGGAUUGCCGCUGGGGGAGGCGUGGGGGGGCCGUGCUGGGGUCGGGCUGCCAGAUCGCGCGCGACCCAUCCCGCCCGUGCGCCGGCGCAAGAAGCGCGUUCCCGCGCGGCCCGCGCUGCCGUUCAGCGACUGCGGUCGCCACGACGACGAGUACGCCGGUAGUGAUGGGGGUGGUCGUCACGACGACGGGUACGACGUCGAGGAGGUGUUUCUUAGCAACGGAAACGGCGGUCGUGACGAUACGGGAUGCGGUCGCCGUGACGACGGGUGCGACGUCCAGGAGGCGGCCAUCGACGGCAGACGCGGUCGUCAUGACGACGUCGCUGAGCUGCUCGAACAGUUUUGCGUCAGCAUCGAGAUAAGUGAUGAUCCAGAAGAUGCGAGCAUCGUCACGGCAACGCGCAUCUGCGAUAGUGACUCUUCCGGGAGGCGCCGCAAUAGCGAUAACAUCCGGCCUGACCGUGCCGCAUUCGGUGAUGACGCCGUCACGACGCGUGACAGCAGGACAGGUGACAGCAGUGACAACACGAUGGACGGGGACAGCGCGUGUGACAGUGGCGCGUUGGACGGUGGGGAUUCAUGGGACACGCCGACGGGUCGCCGUGGCGAUGCCGCGAGGACGCACGGCAGCUGCGUGACCGUAACGAACGGCCGCACGAUUAUCAGCAUCGGUGACGAGGACAAGGAGGACGGCGUCACCGUGACGACGAUGACGGCGCGCGACGGGACGGCAUCCGACUCUCUCCCGGGCGACGGCUCGCUCGACGACGACGUGCGUGAUGACUCGGCGAGUCCCGAGCGCACCGUCCGCUCUGACUCGAUCGAGACAGAUCGAGACAGCGGCGGGGAGCGGAGCGGGGGCGAGAGCGUGGCAUCGGCGGCGGCGAGGCGAGACGUGGAAUGGAAGCGGAAGAGCCUCGACAGCGGUGUCGCGAGCAUAGAGAACGUGAGUGCGCCCCCUGGCGGCGACGCGCCGAAGCUGCAGCGCCGCGGCUCGUACCGCGCCGGCGUCGAGAACGCGAUCGCGAUGGACAUGCCCCGUCAACGGGUCACACGCCACCCAGCAGGUGGCGCCGCGAGCUGUCAGCGGGACCGAAGCCAGCCAGCAGGUGGCGCCGUGCGCCGUCAACGGGUCACACGCCGCCCAGCAGGUGGCGCCGCGAGCUGUCAGCGGGACCGAAGCCAGCCAGCAGGUGGCGCCGCUGCGGCCGUCAACGGAGGAACGGAGCUAGCCAGGCAGGUGGCGCCGCGCGCCGUCAAUGGCACCGACGCUGGCGCGGAUGUCCAGCAGGGGGCACCGCACGUGGAAAGGUCGCGGGUUCGGCGGCGCGAGCGAGGUCGCAUCCGGCCGAGCAAGGAGACGUGGAUCGACACGCCCGAUGACCUUGUAGAGAGGUACGUUGAAUACACAAAGAGCAGCCGGCGCGAGACAAUCAUAGAUGAGCCUGCGCGCAGCCAGCCGACGAUCGCCUGCGCCAACCAGCCCGACGUCGUCGCCCAGGCAGCGCCACCGGUCACGUGUCAACCGUCCCCGUCGUCUUCGCCAUUCCGCGGGCAGGAGGAGGAGACGAAGAAGCUGUCACGCGUCGUCCAUAGCAACGUCGUUAGCUUCGUGAGCGCGCGAGAAGCGCUUAAGCAUGAGCUCAAGUUUCGCGGACACUUCUACAGCGACUUUGCGUCCAAGGUGCCGCGCACGCCAUACUUCUCCGGCAGUGCCGAGAGCUCGCCCAGCGAGGGUGUCCACCUGGUGGUGUGCGUUCACGGACUCGACGGUGAGUGCUGCUCCCCCUGGAGGCCGUCGGACACGUUCUCAGACUUUGAGCAGAUGUCAAACAACCUCCUAGAGGAGAUUCUAUAUCAUAUGGAGGUGCUGCCGUUCCCGCCCACACGCAUCAGUUUCGUCGGUCACUCGCUGGGUAACAUCAUCAUCCCGCGGCGCGUGCUGGGUCAGCGUCGCUUCGAGCCGCUGCUGGGCAAACUGCACACCUACCUGUCGCUGUCCGGCCCGCACCUCGCACCCUCUACAACAACAGGCGGCCUCGUCAACGCCGGCAUGUGGUUCAUGCAGAAGUGGAAAAAGUCGGGCUCCCUGCUGCAGCUGGCGAUGAAGGAUGCGAAUGACCUUCGCGAGACCUUCCUAUACCAGCUGAGUCGCAAGCGAGGUCUGAGCAGCUUCAGGCACGUGCUGCUGGUUGCGUCGGCGCAGGACCGCUAUGUUCCGUUUCACUCGGCCCGCAUCGAGCUCUGUAAGGCUGCAGUGAAGGACUCGUCCAUGCAGGGCUGCGCGUACCGGGAGAUGGUGAACAACCUGCUGCGGCCGGUGAUGGACGACGCGGGCGGCGUGGCACUGCUGCGAUACGACGUGCACCACGCGCUGCCCAACACAGCGAACAGCCUCAUCGGUCGAGCCGCCCACAUCGCCGUCCUCGACUCGGAGAUCUUCAUCGAGAAGCUGCUGCUUGUCAGCGCGCUCAAGUACUUCAAGUGAUGGAGGGAGGAUGCGCGGGUUGUGCGUCGGUGAUGAGGGAAUCGUUCGGAGACUAACCAGAGAGUCUUGCUUGUUGGUCAGCGCGCUCAAGUACUUCAAGUGAUGGAGGGAGGACGCAUGGGUAAUGAUGGACCAGUCAGGGGACUCUAACCAGAGAGUCUUGCUUGCUGGCCAGUGUGGUCAAGUACUUUAAGUGAUGAUGGGGAGGAAGUGUGGAUUGUGUUGGUGAUGAGGGACUGGUCAGGGGACUAACCCUGUAGUCUUGCUUGCUCAGUGUUUCUUGUUAUCAUGAGAGUUCAGGAAAUGCUGAGCAAAAUGGUCCAGGGACCGGUCAAGAAAACCAGGGGCCGGUAUUUGAAGUGCGGUUUGUGUGAGCGACUGCGGGUCAGUGUGAUGGAGGGACUGAUCAGAACCUAUUCAGCGGUCGGUACUACAAACCAGUGACUGCUAGUUGGCGGCCGAGGAUACUUGUGUUCGAGACUGUGGGACAGUAUGUUUGGCUGGUGGUGAAACAGUGGAAAUCGGGGACCGGAGGUCAAACAGUGGAAAUCAGCAACUGGUGGUCAAACAUUGGAUAUCAGGGACCGGUGGUCAGCAGGAUCUGACGCAUUCAAGGACUGUCUCAUAGCUUAGGGAAUUAUACCAUAGACUUGUGGACAGUGUCAUCGGGCAAGUAAUGGAUUGUGGUUACUAGUAUCUGAAAACUGCUGAUGGUUCAGUAAGAGAAGAUAUAGUAGGGUAUAUAUAAUUUUAUUGGUAAAGUCACCUAACAUAUAGAUAAGGACUAUUGGUGGACUCUGUGUGAGUGUACACAGGUCUGUUUCUGACUGCCGUGUCACCAAUCGAGUAGAAAUAGGCGCAAGUGAUAUGUGCUGCCAUCUUGUGAUCCAAGUGGCUAACGUCUGCGACUCCCCACCCCCCAACUGUGAAAACCCGAAGUUUCUGAUUUUAUGCCGUUAAAUUGCCAUUGUCUAUUUCAGUGAAAUGCAAUAAUGAAUCGUUUCUAGCUAUAAAUAGUUGUGAUAGUCUAAAUUAAAAAGACUGCUGCUAAGCUGUUCAACACUAGCCCCGAAUCUGUCCCCCCAAACACAUGCGUUUAUCGCACUCAUUCGAGGAAUAUGUGAGUGAGAAUAACAUGGUGGUUUUAAUCGGAGUAAUUUUUGUACUGUACAUAGAUGCUGUUGAAAAUGUAUAACAAAAACGGAUUAACACGACGA